Messenger RNA from Vitis vinifera (wine grape), 1440 nucleotides. RefSeq lists its product as uncharacterized. Gene Ontology annotation, molecular function: ditrans,polycis-polyprenyl diphosphate synthase [(2E,6E)-farnesyl diphosphate specific] activity. Gene Ontology annotation, cellular component: endoplasmic reticulum membrane; dehydrodolichyl diphosphate synthase complex. The transcript has 9 exons. The record is from RefSeq and is a predicted model, not a curated record. Bases 354 to 1121 code for a protein of 255 amino acids. Lineage: Eukaryota; Viridiplantae; Streptophyta; Magnoliopsida; Vitales; Vitaceae.
AAUCUCUGUGCGAGCGAAUCACUCUCUGGGAGGAAGUGGUUUUAAGCAGAAAAGAAGAGGGGACCAAUUGGGGUCUAAGAUGAAUUUGCUGAAAAUGAUUUAAACUUCUAUGAGUAGAGUGAGACUGAUGACAAGAAGCUGGAUUGGUUGGUGGCCAUAGGCCCAUAGCACGAAGGACGAAAAACAAAGAGGGUGAUCGCUUCUUCCUUAUUUCACUCACCUAACCGUCCAAAGUUUUCUGCUUCCUUUCCAGAUUUCUCUUUUUUCUUUUUCUGGAUUCUGUUUGGAUAAAGAAGGUUUUGCCUUGAUUUUUCGGGCGGAAUUUCGGAACCCAGUUGAUAUUUUCAAUAUCAAUGGAUUUUGGAGAUGAAGUUCAGAAGGUAUAUUGUUGGAUAUCUCAUAUUGGGAGUCUUGGACUUAAGGUACUCUGGCAUUUUCUUCAUUUUAUUGUCAGCGUGUGGUUCCUGGCACGGCAAGCAGCUUAUGUGCUAGAAAGCUGUUUUAUCUCUAGUGGAUUACUGAAGAGGUACGAAGCCCUUAAUUUAGGCAACCUUCGCUACCUGGCCAUUGUGAUAGAAAGUGAAGAAGCUCAUCAGAUCCCCAAAGUUAUUGAGCUUUUGAAUUGGCUGGCAACAAUUGGUGUGAAGCAUGUCUGCCUUUAUGAUAAUGAAGGAGUGCUGAAGAAAUCAAAGGAAGCUAUAUUGGAGAAACUGACUGAUGCUACAUUGUUUGAGGGAGUCGAUGAAAAUAAUUUACUACUUGACCAAGAACAUAUAACCUUGGAAUUUGCUUCAAUUUCUGAUGGAAAGGGAGCAGUGACCAAAGCUGCUAAUAUACUUUUCAUGAAGUAUUUGAAAUCAGCCGAUUCUGGUGGCAGUUCAGCGGAGUCAAUCUUUACGGAACCUCAUAUGGCAGAGGCACUAAAAGCUGUUGGUUGCAGAGGGCCAGACCCUGAUCUCCUAUUAAUUUAUGGACCGGCAAGAUGCCACCUAGGGUUUCCUGCAUGGAGAAUAAGAUACACUGAGAUUAUACAUAUGGGGCCAUUGAAGUCCAUGAAAUAUGGCUCUUUAUUAAAAGCUAUCUACAAGUUCUCAAUGGUGCACCAAAACUAUGGUACAUAACUUAGUAUAAUUGGAGGACAUCAUCUAUGUUAGAGUUUGGGGUAGUGCUUGGAUGACAGGGAAAUGCUCAAGUUCCCAACAAUGGCUGCAGACUAUAUAAAUUUUGAGGACAAUGCUGGAGUAUUCAGCAUCUGCCCAUGAAGUUUUAUAAUAUUAUUUGUAUUGCAUCAAUGUAGACAAGUCCAUUAAGCUUCCAAUCUGAAUGUUGGGAAGUAUCAAAUGCUGAAAUCCCCAAUAUUUGCCUGGAUAAACCUUUGUGCAAAUUGCUGAAUUUAAAUCCAUCUUUGGACAUCAAAGAUAUUUCUGUUUAUUAUUUCAA